UUCGUUUGUCUUCUCCACUCCGGGCUUUGCUCCUUGGAAACCUACUUUGGAAGAGGUUGUUGAAAAUUCGGAAGAGCAAGAAGCUUCUAAUAAAGCUAGUAGUCUUCUGAAAGCAAAGAAGAUUAGUUUAUUGUAA
Dentiscutata erythropus is the source of this 136-nucleotide messenger RNA. The record is from the annotation of a GenBank genome assembly. Lineage: Eukaryota; Fungi; Glomeromycota; Glomeromycetes; Diversisporales; Gigasporaceae.